Messenger RNA from Corticium candelabrum, 536 nucleotides. RefSeq lists its product as uncharacterized. NCBI's taxonomy places the organism in Eukaryota, Metazoa, Porifera, Homoscleromorpha, Homosclerophorida, Plakinidae. The record is from RefSeq and is a predicted model, not a curated record. The transcript has 5 exons. The coding region runs from base 162 to 536 and encodes 124 amino acids.
ACAAUCUGGAGAAAAUUGCCUCAAAGUGGUCCGGCGAAUUGGGACGAGAACGGUAUCAUAGUGUGUUCGUGACAACACCUAAUGAUGAACUACUGACUGUGGAAGUUGCUAGCUCAGAUUUGGCGAGCACUUUGUACUGUGAACUAGAAAGAAGAAUUGGCAUGAAAUCAGACCAUUAUGCAAUUUUUUCACAUGGGAAAAGGCUUGUGCUUCCAAACAUGUCUUUACAUGACCAAGGAAUUACUGGUACCACACAUCUUCAUAUUACUAUGUCUGUUCAAGGUGGUGCUGACAAAGAAGACAAGCAAGGUGAUAAGCCAAAGAGUAAGAGUAAGAGUAAACAGGAAGAGAAGUCAAGUGCUUUGGCAAAAGGUAGCAGUUCUCGAACUGAUGGUCACAAACCCAAUUCAAAAGAGAAGGAACCAAAACUGAUGGAUGUUUGCCAAGGGCUUCCACAAAAGGUGGAUGCAAGGGCUCUAUUCAAAGAAGGGUUGAAGACAGACUUGAGCAUGGACUUUAUCAUCUCCAUGGGUUGA